AUCUCGACGGUGACUCACACCUGCCGGGCCACAUUCCUCCCGGAAGAAAAGAAAACAUCCAAACUCUUUUGAGAAUCCAACUCGAAGCAGACCCGUUUGACGGGACGGGACUGGUUUGUGCGUUCUGACUUGGCUUCAUUCCUCCUUACCUGACGCAUGAGAGUUGAUUGAGAAGAAAGUUCUUGCUUUUCGGACGGCGGUUGUGACUUUCUGACUUGAUGGUCGAGAUGGUGAGGCGAGCACCUGAGAUGAGAGGCUAACCCGGUUGACCGAUCGUCGGUGCGUACGUUUGGAAGGACGUCAAAACGCGAUGGCUCAGGAUGACACGAUGGACUUCAAGGCCCUGAGGGCUAGGUUCCAAGAAGAACGACUUCUGAGUCAGCCCAGGCUGAAACCCGCCCUCCCGGAGAAACCCAAGGUGGUCCCGCCUCCCCACAGCCCCACGCAGUACCUCCCGCCGGGGGCCCGCCCUUCCCUGCUCACCUCCAUUAACUUCAUCCUGGACAAAAGGACAGUCGUCCCUCCCAAGGUGGUCUUCAAGGACGAGAAGAAGAGCUCGAUGGAUCAGAACGGCGGGACGCUUCAGGCGAGCAAAGGCAAACAGACCGAGGGACACAAGGAGCCUCUCGAUGAGAAUUCGCUCUAUCACAAGCUCAAGAAAGACAUCGAUAAAGACAAGAAGCCUCCACGGGUGACCACCGCAGAGUUGGUAUCCGUCCCGGCUCUAACUAAAGCUCCGAACUCCAAGAAGAAAGGUUUCCUAGGUUCAAAAUGGUCUGCGAAAACCCAUCCAGAAAAAGUACUUGCGGAUUCCAUCUUGGACGCGCCCACCUUCGAUGGUCCUGCACUCGUCCCUCUCAUCCCGAUUCCUCCUGAGUUUGACGAUGUAGAACCGGAGGCAGAAAUUCUACCGCCAAACAUUUUUUCCUCAUCAGAUUCUGAUCUCGCAUUCCCCAUCUCUCCAGGCUUCACCCCUCCCCCCUCCUUCAUUCCUGAUUUUCCUGCUUUUCACCUCCUGUCGCCAGAGAGUGAAACUCCACCGGAGUUUCAAACUGGUACCCUUCCCCUUUCCUUACAUGCUGGUCAUGGUAGAAUGAGCAGAGUGCAAAACUCUCCAUCCAUCUACCAGACCGUCUCCAUCCCUCCACCUGAAAUCCCCUCCCCUCUGCUGUCAUCUCCUGAACCAGACUACGGUGUUCCAGGCAACGCAGCGGGUAUUAGUAUAGCAGCACUGCUGAAUCCCCGGACCCGGUCCGCCUCGCCGUCUCUCCCAGCUGAGGGUUCCGCUUCAGCCCUCUCGGCCUUGGAGAGGGCAGAGGACAUGAGCCAAGGGAAGAGGAACACUGCAACCGACGGAAGGAUCCUCAACGCCCUGCAGAAGGCUCGCAACAAGCCCAACCACAGCUCCCAGAAAAACGGUUCCGUCUCCAGUACGCCGCCUCCCGAGGAGCUUCACCUGCCGCAUAGCCCCCAAGAAUUGCUCGCAGACCUUCCGCCCAUCAACUACAACUCUCGGGCCAGACACCUCAACAGUCUAGAUCCUGGGGAAGAUUUGCUGUCAUUGGAGGACACGGACAAGUAUGGGACUGAGGACGUUCUAGCGGAUGUUUUGCCUCCUCAUCCCAGGAGUCUCAGCCUGGACCGAGCCGCUCCGGGGGUUCCUCCAGAGAAACCUCCCAAGCCUUCCCUCAUCAAAAUCCCCGACUUCAUCCCUCCUUCCCCUCCGAUCAUACGCAAUGCAAUCCCAGUUCCAUCCAAAUUACCAGAGAUGCAGUCCACUAACGGGCCACAGUUUGGGGGUGUGGCUUCAGGGGGUGCUCCAGGGUUAGCAGGAUCGCAAUGGGUCAACGGGAGUAUUCCAGACGGAAACCAACCUUCACUGUUAUACAGUAACGGUCCAACGAUGACCGGCCCCAAAGGAGUGCCUGUGUUUCCCGACAAAUUCCCAGUCCUGCCGCCAUCACAUCAGGCGGACGCGUCGUACCCUACCUCGCUGGAAGGUCAAGCAAUGGCAGGCGCCGCAAUGGGAAACUACAAUGAGCCCUUGUACUCUGCCAAAGGGAAGUCCAAAACCGAAGUGGGGAGGAAAAAGAAAGGACCUCCAAAGAAUCCAUACGCCGAGGCCGGCCAGGAAUUUAAUGAAGAGAAUAACAAGACGGCCUGGUUUGGAAAGGGGGACAAGAAGUCCACGACGACGGCGGAGGUGCCCGACGACAAGGAGCUGAAGAAGCGAGAGAAGCAGCGGCUGGAGAAAGAGAGGAAAGAACUGAAGGAAAAGCAAGAGCGCGAGAAGAAGGAGCAGAAGGAACGGGAGAAGCGGGCCAACGAGAUGAAGAAGAAAUACAAGGUCACGGGUUCCGAGGAGGCCAUGUACCACGCGACGGUCACCGUGACGACCAAAGGGCGCAAGGACGACCUGCCCCUCCAGAGCGGCGACGUCAUCAGCAUCAUUCGCACCACCAACUGCCCCAAAGGAAAAUGGCUGGCCAGGGACUCCGGCAACAAUUACGGCUAUGUGGCAGUGGACCACGUGGAGCUGGAUAUCAAAGAGAUGCUGGAACUGGGAAGGAAAGCGUCCGGCACUCGCGUGGGCAGCCCGAUGGAUGAGGACGGCAUCACGACGUCGAUCAGGACUUCCAACCACUACCCGCAAUCAACCGAGAGUUUCUCGGACGACAGCGAGGAAUGGACCGUCGAUGACGACGACGCGUUCCCACACGCUCUAGUGAGCCAGAACCGCGCACUCUCCGUGCCCGACAUGGGAAACGCGGACGUCGGCAUUUCCCACCAGCACAGUCGCAGCGACAUCAGCGCCGGCGGCCCCAAUGUGCAAGCCAGUAAUGAAGCACUUCAAAAAUUGGCAACAUUUUUCCAUUCUCCCAACGCUGUAAAACCAUCUGCCAGGAAGACAACUGAAGCAGAAUUAAGGUCUGCGCUUGACGGCGGGGGCCACGUCGUUCAACACCACAGGCCUUACGCAAAGGAAUUCGAACAAGCCGAUUUGCUCAUUUUACCUCCUCCAGAACUCUACGCCGACGAUAGCGAGUAGAACGAAAUCGCAAGGACGGACCGGUGACCUUUCUUCACACUGUGACCUCUUUCCCCCUUUUGGACCCUUUUAGUAAUUUUUUUCUUUUUCUUUUUUUUUUUUUUUAUCACGUGCAGCAGACCUUUUUUUUUUUUUUUUUUU
Molecule: messenger RNA, 3190 nt
Organism: Syngnathoides biaculeatus (alligator pipefish)
Lineage: Eukaryota; Metazoa; Chordata; Actinopteri; Syngnathiformes; Syngnathidae
Product: FYN-binding protein 1
Exons: 20
Coding region: 311-3049 (912 amino acids)
Biological process (GO): protein localization to plasma membrane; T cell receptor signaling pathway; integrin-mediated signaling pathway
Cellular component (GO): plasma membrane
Molecular function (GO): protein binding
Source: RefSeq, a predicted model, not a curated record